Messenger RNA from Echinococcus granulosus, 1383 nucleotides. Its product is annotated as Secreted frizzled-related protein 2. The record is from RefSeq and is a predicted model, not a curated record. The transcript has 4 exons. Gene Ontology annotation, biological process: canonical Wnt signaling pathway; negative regulation of canonical Wnt signaling pathway; non-canonical Wnt signaling pathway. Bases 1 to 1383 code for a protein of 460 amino acids. Lineage: Eukaryota; Metazoa; Platyhelminthes; Cestoda; Cyclophyllidea; Taeniidae. Gene Ontology annotation, molecular function: Wnt-protein binding.
AUGCUUCCCAUCGUGAUCCUCUUUGCCAUAUCAGCAGCCCAGGCCAACACUGUAGGCCGGUGGGACUGGUAUCGCGGAGGCGGUGCGAAGAACAAGACAGCUGUGACCAGCUCUCCAUUUGGGGGAACUUCAUUAUCCCGUCUCACCACCGCUGAUGUGGACAUGAUCUCCAAUGAGCCACCCCAAUCACCUUACUUCUCGGACUGGAACCGCCUGGUGAGUGGUUACGGAUCACAGCGCUGCUACAAGAUCCCUCGGGGGAUGAAGCUCUGUCACAAGAUUGGCUACGACUUCAUGGUACUGCCAAACAGCCUGGAACAUGAGACCCUGGAUGAGGCGAUCACACAAUCGGAGGUAUGGCUGACUCUAGUCAACCUCGGCUGCCACGACGAGCUAAAGCGUUUCCUUUGCUCUCUUUAUGCCCCCGUCUGCAUUAACGGCUACCACGAGAAGUUGAUCCAACCCUGUCGGGAAUUGUGCGAGAGCGUGCGAGCCGCCUGCCUGCCCACCAUGACCACUUUCGGUCUCGGAUGGCCCGAUAUCGUCAAGUGCUCUAAGUUUCCACAGGCUCCGCAAGAGUUGUGUAUACCACUCAACAAGCACAAAAAAACUCGCUGUUCAGGAUGCAUCGACAGACCGACCUACGAAAGCGCUAUUGGCAGCUUUUGCACAGCCGAUGUCGUAAUUCGGGCCAAAGUGUUGGAUCUUGUGCCCACACUCCCUUCAAGUGGUCACAACACAACUCACAGGAUCAGAACGACCGGCAGAGUAGGCGCUUUCAAACUGCCCAAGACCCUUAACUCCGUCGUAAAUUUGGACUUUGAAAUGGAGUGUGACUGUCCGAUUAUCAGAGCGGCAUUAACUCGACAAAAGGGACCGGGUCGGUGGCUUAUGAUGGGCAAACUGAAUGAUGACAGAAGAACGGUUACAGUUCAGCACAUAUCCCAGCCCUCUAGACAGAACGCUGGGAUAAAGCGCGCCAUCAGAGAUAUUCGCCGUCGUCCAGAUUCUCUUUGCAAGGUAGAUCUUAUGCAUCCCAACCCUGUAGCGCAUUCAAGAGCUAUCAGCAGCCUAUCCUCGCCCAGCUCAAUGCAGAGUUUGCGUCCCCAAAGCCGCCAGUCGCGAAGGUAUCGACCGCACCUAAGUCCUGAGGAGCGACGGCGGCGACAAUUGCGACGCAGGCGCAAUCAUCCCCGAGGCUCAUCGCCAGAGGCGCAACAACGCGCCGCUAACGUGACCCCCUCCAGAAAACCUCCGCAAUUGCAACAACAACCCAUUAACGACAUACCGAUCCUGACACCAACCCCACGACCUUUUAGCCACCACUUCCAUCGGCGGCAGCUGCAGCAAAAGCGUAUGGGCUACCUGCCACAAACCCAAUGA